GGUGGUCAGUACCGUUGUGGCUGUGUGACAGUACCGUUGGUGUGGUGGUCAUGGCCGUUGUGGCGGUGGUCAGUACCGUUGUGGCUGUGUGACAGUACCGUUGGUGUGGUGGUCAUGGCCGUUGUGGCGGUGUAAUGCGAGUUGAGGGGCUUCGAAUACAUACUUAAGAGCCUUGUUUACAUUGCUAACGACGAGAGACUUAACAAGCUAACCAUUAUAAUUGUGUAUAAGACAAGCAAUGUGGACGAUCACAGUAACAAUGCAUACGAAACGACCACGCCCCAAAAAACAGUGUAUUUAAAAAGACAUUAUAAGUUCUUGGGACUAUAUCAACAGACGUGCAUAGACGGUGGUGGGAAGUGGUGAGGAUGUCCGGCCAGGGCGCGGCCAUGUCCACCUUCAGGGACACGCCCCACACGCCCCGCGACAACACCGCCUGCUUUUCCAGCGAUGACGACGAAGAGGACACCGUCGAGUAUAACGCCUGCAGGAUCAAGCGCGACUGGGAAACCGGAGAAGAAGGCUCUCUCAUUGGUCGAGGAACACUGGACGAGAUGGAGAAUGAGGCACAGCACGUUCCAUUUUUCACAAAGCUCUUUACACUUUCUCAAGUUUUAGGUAUUCUGUCUGUAGUGCUGGUAGGGGUUUGGUGUGGAUAUUUUCGUAAAGGCUUUGCAUGGUUCAGCGACCCUGAUUUGCAGUUCAACUGGCAUCCAUUUUUGAUGACACUUGGAAUGGUCUUCCUGUAUGCAAAUGGGGCUUUAAUCUACAGAGGCUUUCGUUCUGAAAAGAAAAAGAAGCUCAAGAUCUUGCACAUGAUGAUACAACUUGGUGCCUUCAUUUUAUCCAUUGUUGGACUUGUUGCUGUGUUUAACUUUCACAAUGCCAGGUCAAUUCCCAACAUGUACAGUCUGCACUCAUGGAUUGGCCUCAUAACAGUCAUUUUAUUUUCAUGUCAGUGGCUGGUGGGCUUGUUGACAUUUCUCUUCCCUGGUUUACGGCCAUCUGUGCGAGCUGCAUACCUGCCUCUCCAUCAGUUCUUUGGACUUUUCAUUUUUGUUGGAGCUGUGGCAUCCUGCCUCUUAGGUCUCACUGAGAAAGCCAUUUUUGCUGUAAAAGACUAUUCAUCACUCUCAUCAGAAGGUAUCCUAAUUAAUGUGACAGGCUUGGUCCUUAUUAUCUUUGGUGGACUGGUAGUUUACCUGAUAUCACAACCCAAGUUCCGUCGGCAGACAACAGAGGACGAGGUCUUGCUCACUGAUACUGUUCUUGAAUGAAGUGUUAAUUCUAAUACUGUAUUACUAUUGGUAAAGAUUUGUGAUGUUUACUCCUAAAUAGCACUGUGACUUGUAGGAAAGUGAGGUUUGCUUUACUUAUGUAAACAUUAAACUAUUUUAUACUUAAUUUUUGUUCUGUGUAGAGGAAAAAAGUAGGCUGCACAUGACAUACUGUAACAAUAUUUACAUUUUUUGAACGUGCACUUCCAUUCUUUCUUUCUAACUAUAUUAAAGGGCAUCACAUUUGUGAUAAAAUAUUAAAUAUUGCUUGAAUGUACCUACCUAAAUGUAUAUUUUAAUAAAUGGUUAAAGAAUGUAUUUUUGUGUGCUAGACAUCAAAUUAUAUUAUCUUUAACAUGGCACUUACCACAAUGAGCAUCGGAGAACUUACACAAAUUUCAGACACCUCUUACACAUAUUGCAGACACAUAAGAAAGAAUUUGGUCAGAGUAGUUAAUAAAUGCAAUGCAUAACAUAGUUUCAAAUGUAAAGUAUGAUAGAGCCCAGUAAGCUACAGAAUCUGUACAUCAGUUGAUUGAGAGGCGGGACCAAAGAGCCAAAGCUCGACUCACGUAAGCACAACUAGGUGAGUACAAAUCUCUUACUAAUGAGCUCUCCAACUCUACUACUUCCUAAGGUACAUUUCCAGUCUUUUUAGGCACUUGAAUUAUGCAGCCAGGUUAGGUGACAUUUUAAUACUGGUACAGUAAUUAACUUUCCAAGUAAUGUCUGCUGUUAUAAUGGCACUAGGAAGCCCCUGAGGAUACUAUAUAGCUGGAAUGACUUAUAAUGUUCCAUUUUAAUAGAUUUGAACCCUCCUUGGAGUUGGAAAUGGCCAAAGAGCACUAAACUAGUUGGCCUGCCUGCAGGGCACUCAAAAGCAACAGCCCGUUAGACCAAACUCUCACAAAUCAAGUCUGGCUCCGGGCUGGGCUUGAAGAGAAGAACUCAUAGAACCUCAUUCAGGUACAGUCCAGGUACCUAUGAUAGUACCAAGUGAUUCCCUUAUGUUCAUCCUUAGUCUUUUAUGUUUUUUGUUGGUGGGGACCAGAUUUCAGUUAAUGUGCGCAUGUGUGUAAUUGUAGUAGGCAUCCUUCAGUCUCUGAAGACUAUGGAGUUGGGCUCUGGUUAACAAUCCUGGUGCAGCGUCUGGUGUGACUGAUGAGGCCAAUCCGAGAAUGGCAGUCCAUCUCAAACGGAGCACAAACAAAGUCUGAUUCUGGUCUGUCUUCCUGGCUCCGGCUAUCCUUCUCUGUCUCUUUGCCUCCAAUUUUUUGGCAAGUAACUCCUCGAACUUGGAGAGACCUUUCUGAACAGACUGCACCCAGACUGAACAGUCUGCGGCCAGUGUUACCCAUGUAGCAAGAUUGACGUGCAUGGCUUUCUGGUAACUCUUGCAUAUGUCUUUGUACCGUAGCUAGAGUUUACCUGUUGGAUGCUUUCCCUGCUUCAGCUCUCCAUACAGGAGAUCCUGCUGUCGCCCAUUCGCACCACAUGCCCGAGCCAGCACAAUCGUCUCUACUUCAGCAUUGUGUACAUGCUGGUGAUUCUAGCUCUCCCCAGGACGCUGUUGUUUAUCACCUUGUCCUGCCAGGUGAUGUCCAAGAUGUGUCAAGAGGCGGCGCAUGUAGUAGGCAUUUAGCAUGUGUAUAAUUAUUCAAGUGUUAAAUAAGUGUGGCUACAGGACUAGAGAUAAGCCUAUGGCAUAUCAGUUUUGAAACUUCAAAGUGGUGUUUAUUCACACAACCAUCUCUUGCAACAUAUUUCACCUAUCACUUUAAAAAAUAAUUUAUUUUCUAUGGUUUUUAUAAUUUUGUAUUUAUUAUUUCUAUCUGUAUUCUCGUUCUUAAUGUUGUGGCAUUUAAAAAAUGCCUACUUAGAUUUUUGUUAUGCACAUCAUAACUUUAUAUGUGGUGAUCAUAUCACCCCCUUUUCUUGUUUUCCAACAUAUCUAGCACCUCCAACCUUUCCAUAAAGUUUUUUUUAUUAUUAUUAUUAAUUGGUUCACAGUUAUUUAAUGGCAUAUGUUUAAGUCUUUUAAAAUGUUACCUGCUUUCUGUGGUAUGGACACCAUACUACUGCUGCUUGGUAUUCUUAGCCUCUUAACUUGGAAACUUAAAUAUUUUGGGUUGUGCUAUUGUCAUGACUUUUUUUUUCUGGUGGCCUUUGGCUUGUGGUUAUCUGUGAUCCAGCAUCUGUUUAUCCCAGCUGCCAUUCAACUCUUAGGUUCCAAACUUGUGAUCAAUGGGGCUCAAAUGAAGCUUAUAGUAAGGGUCCUUUGGGCACUCUGGACAUUCGCUCGACUCCAGGAUGGCAUGGCCCUUAUGGCAAUUGUCUCCUCCCUGCAGCAAUCAUUUGCUCAUUCCUUUCCUGGCUAUUUUUGGAAUGUGGAUCAUGCCAAAUAAUCUUGCUUUGUAUAGCUCAGCAUUAUUGAAGCCUCUCCUGUUUAACUUUGUCAUCAAUCUCUGGCCUUCCUUUCUUAAACUUGUUAAGGCCUCCAUUAAUUUGUCCUUACUGUGCAACAUUGGAAGCCACAAAGCUCCACUGUGGGUUCCAAUGAACUCCCACUUUAAAGUUGGAAUUCCUCUCUUCAGGUAUGUCUGAUAUUUUGCAAAUAUUCAUGUACUUUAGAAUUUGGAAUGAUGUUCCUUCUGGAACUUACUACAGGCAGCAGAGUGAAUUACAUUCAUUAUUGCUUGUAGUUCUAUUUCUUUUGGUCUGGAAGUCUAUUUUGUUCACAUCCAUAUUACCUUGGACCCAUAUCCACUGUCCUGUGGAUAGGAGUUGGUCAUCUGGGCAGAUGGCAUCAGAUAGUUUGUAAACCAUUGUAAACCAUGGUCCUGUGUACCAAAGCAUGAAUAUCCUAGCCAAUUUGCAUGGUAGUUAAACAGUUACAUUAAUUACAGGUAUAUGCCACCCACAAAGCCAGAGGGUCUAGAGGUUCAAUUCCACCCUUGCUGCUCUUGGCAGUCUGUCCUCCCAUUAGCCUUCAAAGUGCAAACUUUGUUCACACCUGUAAGUUGACUCUACCCUGUAGCAUCCUUUAGACUACUCAGUGACAAGUUUUCUAACCCAUCAGGAAGUUUCUUCCCUAUAAGAGUUAUACUAAGUCACAAUCAAGUGGGAUAGCUGAGAAAAUAUACUGAGUGUAUAGUAAACUAAAAACUUUCAGAGCAGGUCACUUUACUGCUCUUAUUCCCUCAUUUGCUAUCCAUUUUUUUUGUGGUGUAUUUUAGUCAGAAUCUGCUAGCAUGGGAAAAACCUUUUGCAUAUACAAAGCAUAAAAAUCUACUUUAAAUAUGUUACUAUGGUAGCUCACAGAGAGAGUAGACUACCUUACCUUGAUGUGGCUCCAAGUUCAAUGUUUCCAUGGUCUGGUUUGUUGAAAGUUUGGUCAGCCAGGCUGUUUGAUACUGCUGCAUAAAUCACAGCCUGGAAAAUUAGGUACCCUUUGGAGACAUUUCAAAAGUUCCCUUUUGAACACUAAAAGAGGGCUGUUAGUUAAAAAAAGAAUAGCAGAGAUGCACAAGCAGGCAUGAAUAUCCAAAUGAAGAAAGUGUAAUCUAAAGCAUAUUAAAGAAAUAUAUAAAACAGAAGCUGAAGAAAUCAUCCCAGACUGAAGAAAUGUAAAUGGAAGAGACAUGCAAGACAAAAAAUCCAAAGUAAAUUUUCACGUAUACUUUAAUAACAAAAAAUCCUUCACCAGUAUUGGACCUAUACUUGCUAGCUAUAUAUACGUUAAAAAAAAGUAAGUUUGAUGCAGAGUUCAACAAAGAAAAUGAUGAACUGAAAAAAGCAAGAUGUGGACAGCUUCACAACUUGAACAAUGCACAAUAAUUGGUAUUAGCACAAAUGCACCAAUAGUCUCUUUCAAGUGCUGCAGUCACACUGGCUGAGCACUUACUCCUCAUAAUUACCUUAUCUUACAAGCACAGAAGACUUUGAGAGACAUUGAAAACAAAACAAAAUAAUGUACCUAGCCCCAGGUCCUAACUUCUGGAACUCUUAUGUUUAUAUGGAAAUACAAAGUACUGUACUGUACUUGGAUAUAAAAACAAAGAACUUAAAUGGAGUAUAGGAUACAAUAUGCAAUCAGAUCUCAUAGAAGGAAAAUGAUAUACUGUAUAAAGGAUGUGGGAAUGAAGAUGUCAGACAAACCAAAGUUCAUCAAAACUCAGUAAAUGCAGCAGCAUCCAGGAAAAUGCUAAAGAUGGAGGAUGAGAACCUUCAAGUCCAGGUAUUCCACCACAAUGUUCCUACUUUUAAAAUCACUUGGACUUUCCAUUCCAGCCAUGAAUAAUGCUUGAUACUCACUUCCCCCUUUCAAGGCUGGAGUGAUUUCUGAAGUACAGGGAAUUCAGAAAAUAUAUAUGACAUGUCGCCAUGAUAAAACCCCCUAAAUUGUUGAGACAUUCUCAAAAGCACUCAAAUUGUACUCUCUGGAAAAGAGAGAGACAAGAGAGGUAUCAUAUAACAUGGAAGAUACUGGAAUGCCAGGUUCUAAAUAUACAAAACAAAAUAAUUUACUGGAGUAAAAAGACUGGAAAUUCAACAGAGACACAUAGACAAAAUCAGGAAACACUAUGAACAUCAGAGAUAUCUUCAACCUUUAACCUCCAAUAAGAAAUACUGUAUUGAUGGAACACAAGUGAAGGUGUUCAACAGACAGUAGAACUAAGUUUCUGCAGGAAGUGCCAGACCCAACCAAGUUGUAGUAGAUAUGUAGGUCUGCAGACCUAAGUAUCUAGAUAUGUAGAUAAGAUAAGCCUAGCCUAAGACUGGAUGUGGGAGGUAAAAUUAUCUGAACGGACUACAGGUAUUGUGCUGCCACAUAGUGCUAGCCAAGAUAACAUUAGGUCACUCCUUGGCAGUCUGCAAUGCCAAGAAGGGCUUAGAAGGACUUUUUAGGGGACAGUUUAGCUGUAUGGUAUCUCCCAGGGUUCCUGCAAGAACCCCUAGAAAAGUUUUCAGUGGAAUUAAAAUAUCACCCUACUUAAGUGUGUGCAAUAAUUCAGUUCCUAGCAAGACAGUCGAUACUAACAUGGAGAUCAAAUUACAUUGUUCAGAAAGGUGCUUCUCAUUUACUCAAAAAACUUAUUUGUUCUCUUUGAUGAUGAAAAGGCACAAAUUGUUCUUAUAAUACAGUACAGUCAUGUCUUGCUAUCCACAACUCUGGUAUUUGCAAAAUUAACAAUCAGGAGCUAGGUAUUUACUACAAAUCUGCAUUACUAAUAAGCUCAUUUGCAUGGUCAGUUGCACCCAAAUAUAUUAGAUUUAUAAUAAUAUGGUUGACUAGUGGGGCAAUUUUGCACAUUUACUCGUGAUCCUGUGGCUGGUUUUGAUAGUUGGUCUCUUUCUUAGAGGCCAUGCUGGUCUCACACACACAAAUACACCUCGUGCUUUCUUCUUGCCCCACUCUCCAUGUCUUUCCAAGUUUUCAUUGGUAAAAAAAAAAAAAAUGGACAUUUUCACCACAUUAAUCAAGGAAUACAUUAUUCUGUAUUCCUUGAUAAUGUGGUGAGACACAAAAAGUUUAGAAUUGUCAUUUAAUUUUCCUAGUGGAAUCUUACAUAUAACCAAAUCACUUUUCUGUGAUUAUUUCUCCAUGGACAACAUAAGACAAUUCUAUUGGAUUUCUCCCCCUUCCUAUAAACUACUGCUUAGUAAUUGACACAUUUUGAUAUUUUUGAUGACAGUUGAGUGAUGUAUGUGUUAUUCCUGAAUUUUGACUCAUUCCAUGCAAACUCCCUUAGUCUGUGGCUAUUUGUUUUUCCCUUAUUUGAAGAAUCAAUAAUAAAAAAAUGCCAAUCUGCCUGAGCUAGACCAAACACGGGAGGUACUGUAACUGAUUGGGCACAGUUGUGCAAACCUACCUACCCUCUGCCAAUAAGCUUCUAUAGUUUUUGGUAUUAGGGGGAAAAACUAAUUUGGUUUUGAAAGGUUUCUGGAAUGCAAUCAAUACUCAGAAAUCCCCACACAUUGAGAUUUACCUGUAAUAUAUAUCCUACUGGGAAUGAAGGCUCACUGUUUACCGACAAUGAUGCAGGCUGCAGCUAUUGUUUUUGAGCAGACCUAUGAGACAAGUUGGAAAUUUUGCAAGUGGUACUAUAGAUAUGCAGGAUAUAACAUUGACACUUGAAAGUAUGCUAAUUACCAACAAUCUUGGUAAUUUUGUAUACUUAAAUUUGGUAACUGACUGAAAAGGAUGCACACGUCUAGCGAUCACAGAACUUGAAAGUGCCUAAUGUAAAAUUUCUUUUUGUUUCAUUACUUCAUAAAUUGUUGGUUUGGCAAUGGUAAGUAAAUAUAUAUAGCUACAAAAAAAUUAAGUUAAUGUGCAAUAGAAUAUGUACAGUAUAAAUAUUUAAGUCAUAUAGACAGUACACUGUACUGUAUAUUUAUGAAAGUCAUAUAUGCACCAAGUAUCUCUCUCAUUGUGCAAGUUUCUGUUGUUACAAAAUCAAUCCCUCGAUUAAGUGCAAAAAACCUUCAUGUUGACAGAAAAGUCUUGCCCAUGCUGCAGUAUGACAAUUAAUGCUCUUGUGAUAGCAGGGAGUGUGUAUGUGGGUGAGAGAAAUAUUGAGAAAAUGUGCAAAAUGUGUGUGAGAAAGAGUAGCUGGUUUGUGAAUGCUGCCAAAGCAUAUUGUAUAAUUUACUCGCUUUAACUGUAUUUUGCAUAUACAACUGAUUAAAAAAUCACUAGUGACUGCCCCAUAUACUGAAUAUAUAUUGUAUAAAAUAUUAUGCUACUGUGUAAAGUACUGUUCUGAUAUAUAUAAGAAAUAUAGAUACUUUAACAUAUAUUAUCAGUAUAUCCAUCUGUGUGUGUGUGUGUGUACCUCAAGACUUAAUGUCUUUCAUAAUAAUUUUAAUGGGACAAAUAUUUUCAUAUUAUAUGAAACCUGUGUUUUCAUAAAAUAAAAAUGUUUUUAUUAUCAUAAAACAAAAUAUCCUUCUUUAUCAUAAAACUGUGUGCUAUUUUGAUUUAGUUUAUGUUUAGUUUUAGUCAUUUAGGUAAUUCUGUAUUGUGAAUACAAACAAAAUGAACACAUUUAGAUGAUUAAGUUUGAUCCUAGGGUGAUAUUACAAAUGUCAUAAUCCAUUUAUUAAUCAUUUUCUAAACAAAGGUUUGGAAGGAAAAUAGUUAUGUUCAUCUGUAAUUUGCAAAAAAUAAUAACAAAU
Molecule: messenger RNA, 8459 nt
Organism: Procambarus clarkii (red swamp crayfish)
Lineage: Eukaryota; Metazoa; Arthropoda; Malacostraca; Decapoda; Cambaridae
Source: RefSeq, a predicted model, not a curated record